AUGGUGUUACAACUCCUUUGCAACUCCUGCGUUUUCUUCAACAACGAACUGCAGUGGCAUGGAGUGCACCAGGUAGCGGGAAGCGCACCUUUCCUGCAGAAGUACGUGGAAGGCUUGCAGCUGGAAGUCAGGUGUUCCUCAUGCGAUGCGGACCAGAUAAUUCUCAAAGCCUGGGAUCCAGACGCCCUCGGCAGAGUUGGCGAGGAGACCAAGACCGCCGAGGGUAACCUGAUUGUGCAGGUUUCCACACAGGUAUUGGUUCAAACCAGCCGACUUGCCCAAGCCGAGCCCCUUUUGCGCGUGCUGAGUGCCGGUGUCUUGGCGGAAGCAGGCGAGGCCACUGAGCUGGUGGACUACAUCUCCCUGCAGAGUGCAGAUCCCAACGAACCUUUGGGUUUGGCAGCUGUGCAAAGUGAUGUUGAAGUCCGUCUGUCCGCCCUUCACGGAAUCCUGGAGAUAGACGUGGCAAAUCUCGUUGGCGGCAGCGCCUUUCUCGCAGAUGCCAAGGGAGGGGCCGCCAGUGCAACUGCGGAAGACCAGGACGUGUGGGCUUCAGUCGGUGCUCGGAUGAAUAUAACAGCCUUUCGCAACCCAGCGCCGGACGACCAAUCCCGAUUGCCUUACGUGGAUCCAUCUCGACCGACGGACCCGUGGAAUCUCAACCUCUCGGAAACAGAAGGUCCAAUUCGUCCAGACCGCGUCCAAUGGAGCGGAAGGAGCCUCUUGCUGCGAGGUGCAGCACAGCAGAUGAAGCAGACGCUGAAGCAGCUGAAGUACACCCCGGAUGAAUUUGCUGCAGGAUGGGACACGGUGCUGGUCAGAAUGGGCAUGCAGACAGGCGAGAUACCCGUCUACUCGCUCCGACAAGUUGGCGACGUCGUGCUCAAAGCCACGCCGCUGAAAACACUGACCGUCGGCGAAGUGUUGAGGUUAAAUGUGACUGCAGAGCUGAACCACCUGGUUCAAGAUGAUGAUGUCUUCAGUGCGUUGGUGACUUGCGGGCACGGUGGCUUUGCUUUGUGGUCGUUUGCUGGGCGGAUGGAGGUGCUGGGAUCAUCGCUGGAAUUCUCUGGCAACACAUCCGAAUUACAGGACUUCCUGGCAAAUGUUACUUAUGUGCAUGCGGAUGGCUUUACUGGAAUGGACCGCCUGCAGAUCUUCGUGCAGGGUCGUCCAAUCCAGGCGGCGAACAGAGAAGCUCCAGCUGCGGAAACGAGCAUUGCCGUCGUGGUGCAGCUCACGGAGACGAUACUCCCUCCAGCCUCGGUAGAGAUGCCAGAGAGGCUGAAUGUCUUCGAAGAUUCAGUCACGCCGCCGCGCAUCAAGGUGCAUGAUCUACGACCUGUUGCGCCAUCCGGAGUUGCCCUGGCGUCUGCAACGACUGCCACUGAUUUGGAUCGGACCUGCCUGAGAGCGGCCGAGCCAGACACAUGGAUCACACAAACCUUGUCUUCUGUCCCUUGUGACCUUUUCCUCGUUGUGGGGUCCAACGGCACCAGCGUGGACCAGCUGGAGUGUGCCGGCUGCACCCUGCGUGCGGCACAUUUGCCGGACGAGUGCCUGACUUGGGUCACCGGACCGGUGGCUGAAGUGGCUGGACUUUCAGGUGGGUGGGCUCUCGCCGCAUGCCAGAACAACACGGUGCCGGAGUUUGCAAGUCAAUCCUUCGAGUUUAGCCACUUGGCAAUCUGUUGUCAGCACGGACAUUGUUGA
This is a messenger RNA of Symbiodinium necroappetens, 1713 nucleotides long. Lineage: Eukaryota; Dinophyceae; Suessiales; Symbiodiniaceae. The record is from the annotation of a GenBank genome assembly.